Spea bombifrons (plains spadefoot toad) is the source of this 1071-nucleotide messenger RNA. It is a transcript of the gene LMAN2, whose product is annotated as lectin, mannose binding 2. The coding region runs from base 36 to 1049 and encodes 337 amino acids. Gene Ontology annotation, biological process: endoplasmic reticulum organization; Golgi organization; endoplasmic reticulum to Golgi vesicle-mediated transport. Lineage: Eukaryota; Metazoa; Chordata; Amphibia; Anura; Pelobatidae. Gene Ontology annotation, molecular function: D-mannose binding. The transcript is spliced from 8 exons. The record is from RefSeq and is a predicted model, not a curated record. Gene Ontology annotation, cellular component: endoplasmic reticulum membrane; COPII-coated ER to Golgi transport vesicle; endoplasmic reticulum-Golgi intermediate compartment.
AGCGGGACCCUGUGUCCGGCGAGUCCCUGGGAAAGAUGGCGGCGUUGUGUCACCGUGGGCUUUCUCUCUUUUUACUUCCGCUGUUUAUACUAGACACUGGGUCUGUUGCAGACUUGACAGAUGGGAAUAGCGAGCACUUGAAGCGGGAGCACUCUCUCAUCAAGCCUUACCAAGGUGUGGGUUCCAGUUCAAUGUCCCUAUGGGACUUCAGCGGAAGCACAAUGCUGACAAGUCAAUAUGUGCGGUUGACGCCAGAUGAGAGAAGCAAGGAGGGCUCGAUCUGGAAUAGAAUGCCUUGCUUCCUAAAGGAUUGGGAGCUGCAUGUUCAGUUUCAUGUUCAUGGUUCGGGCAAAAAGAACCUCCAUGGAGAUGGCUUUGCUUUGUGGUAUGCCAAGGAACGUCUGGAGCCGGGUCCUGUGUUUGGGAACAGAGAUAAGUUUCAUGGUCUGGCUGUGUUUGUGGAUACGUAUCCCAAUGAUGAAACGACAGAGCGAGUCUUCCCUUACAUCUCUGUCAUGGUGAACAAUGGCUCCGCAGAGUAUGACCACAGCAAAGAUGGUCGUGCUACAGAGCUGGCAGGCUGUACAGUCGAUAUUCGAAAUAAGGACCAUGACACCUUCGUAGCAAUACGUUAUUCCAAGGGACGUCUUACGGUGAUGACUGACAUUGAAGAUAAGAAUGAAUGGAAGAAUUGUGUUGACAUUUCUGGUGUCCGGCUGCCCACCAGCUAUUACUUUGGAGCAUCUGCUGCAACAGGAGACUUAUCAGAUAAUCACGACAUUAUCUCAAUGAAGCUUUACCAGUUGAUGGUCGAUCAUUCACCAGAUGAUGAGAAUAUUGACUGGACUAAAAUAGAGCCUAGUGUGAGUCUGCUAAAGUCUCCCAAAGAUAAUGUCGAUGACCCGACUGGAAAUUUCCGAGGUAGCCCCCUGACGGGCUGGAAGGUCUUUCUCCUGCUGCUUGCUGCUCUCCUGGGAAUUAUUGUGUGCGCUGUUGUAGGAGCUGUUGUGUUUCAGAAACGACAAGAAAGAAACAAGAGAUUUUAUUAAAUGGCUGCUACAGUUAUCAUUA